AUGGUGAAUCAAGAGGCGUUUGACGACGCGGUCAAAAGCCUCCCCGCUCACAAGGACUGGUCUAAGGAGACAUCUAUCAACACCCUGCUGGAUUAUGUCCGUGAGACAAAAUGCACGGAAUUUGUAGAUCACAUGUUGCGCAUUUCUAUCAUCAAACACGAAAGAAAGGUGCUUCUGGACAAUCUUCAAGAGAAGCUUCUGGACAAGGCCCUCGACCACUCCACCAAGAAGGCGUUGUUCGAGCACGUUGUCGCUCGUGUGGAGGAGUACAGAUUGCAGCGUGUUGAAAGCGAAGUCAAGUACCGAGCAUAUCGUGUCGCUGACCAGCGCGAGGACGAUGAUGAAAUCUUCUCGUACCUGAUCCAGGUUCGACUAGAUAUGGGAUUUGCAAAGCCUGUUCCAAAGACGGAGAUUGAAGCUGAUCGCAAGGGUGCAAGCGCCAAGGUUGCUGAGUACAAAGAGCUCAGUGACUCAGAUGCCGAACCGGACAACGACGUGUACGAUGACGGUUCCGAUAGCAGCUUUGGUGCCUGA
Molecule: messenger RNA, 534 nt
Organism: Mollisia scopiformis
Lineage: Eukaryota; Fungi; Ascomycota; Leotiomycetes; Helotiales; Mollisiaceae
Exons: 2
Coding region: 1-534 (177 amino acids)
Source: RefSeq, a predicted model, not a curated record